AUGCCCGACUCGCCGCACCCGCAGACCGGCGGGCCCUCGGUCGACUCGGUCGAGCGCAGCUUCCUGUCGGAACUGCAGGCGUCGCUAGAGCCAGCGGAGCAGCCCGCCGCCGCGGCGUCACCCCAACUGUUCGCGGCGGGAGUGUGCCUUGCGGCAGCGGCUCCGGCCGCGGCACCCCCGCACGCCCUUCCCGCCGCCCCUGCGGCGGAUCCGGACGAACCUCGUCUCAGCCUUGACAUACUCGCAGAAGAGAGCGAGGCCGCGGCACAGGCUCUGGCGAGGCGAGUGCGCAGUGCCGAUAUUGAGCCGCUCGCCUUCUACGCCGGCUCUGGCAUCUCCCCCGCAUCGGCGCCACAGAAGCGCCGCUGCGUGCACGGCCACUAA
Messenger RNA from Emiliania huxleyi CCMP1516, 384 nucleotides. RefSeq lists its product as hypothetical. NCBI's taxonomy places the organism in Eukaryota, Haptophyta, Isochrysidales, Noelaerhabdaceae. The transcript is spliced from 2 exons. The coding region runs from base 1 to 384 and encodes 127 amino acids. The record is from RefSeq and is a predicted model, not a curated record.